GGGAGGAGGGCAGAAGAGGAAGGAGGUGUCGGCAGAGGAGGAAGAGGGAGGAGGGGCUGGGAAGUCCUGGAGGAGAGGCCCGAGACUCGGCAGGAGACGACGGGAGGGUGCGCUGCGGCUCCCCCCGCUGCCCAACGGCCGCUCCGGAUCCCCUAGGGCGCGAGGCACUCCGAGACGGAGGAGAGGAGGAAGAGACUUUUAUGUCGGCGGACAGCGGAGCGCUCCCCGUCACCGUUGCCUCACAUCCGGGGCUUUGGAGGGCUGGCCCCGCCCCGCCUCGCGCCUUUCAUGGCGACCGGAGGCGGAGGCUGGAGGAGCUGGGCCCGGACGAGGCCCCUUUAAAUCUGCUUAAAGGGGUGGCCGCGGAACUCGGCGGACUCGGACGCCAGCCUUAAAGGGGAAGCCGCUGACCCGAGCUGACAAACAGAACUGUGCUGUCGGGAGACGUGGGGCGAGUGGGGUUUCCCACCUCCUGCUCCCCCACGCGAGAAGGCCUUUAAACUCAGCUUAAAGGGGAAGUGGCCGCUUGUGGAGAACUGGAAACUCAACUCCCGGGCCCUUGAAGGGACGGCCCGCUGUGGGAAGGACCCUGGACUCCUUAAAGGGGUGGCUUCUUUGAGCCGGCAGACUGGAGACACUUUUAAAGGGGAGGUGUGCGCUUCGGGUCGAGCUUUCGGCCCCCUUUAAAGGGGUGGCCCUUCCUCUUCCUCGGGGAGACUAGCCUCGACCCCUGGCAGGGGGCGGCCACCGCGCUCGGCCGGACGGACACCGUCGGGUCGUCUUAAAGGGGCCAGGGGCUGGACAACUUGAGGCCUCGCCUUAAAGGGACGGCCGCUCCGGUUUCGCCGCCGCGGCCCCUCCGGCCCCGCGGAGGAGGGGGCCCUCGGGCUUGUCGCCCCGGGGGCGGCGCCGGUUCCUCGGGCCUUGGCCUCGGGGCAGACUCGGGGCCCCUCAGGGACUGCUUUUAAGGGAAAAACCGUGGCCCUCUCGUCUGUGUGCAGUCGGCAGCGCCGCGCCUGCGACCCCGGGCCUACGGACAGGCCUCUUCGGGGCCCGCCGCCUCCGGAUGCGGCGCUGAGGGCGGUCGCCAUGGAGACGGCAGCGGCCGCGGCCCCGGGCCCCGGCUGGGCAGCUGAGGGGGAGCGGCGGCGGCGGCGCUGCUCACGCCGAGACCGAGACCGGGAGCAGCGGCGCCGCAGAGGGCCAGGCGGAGACGCGCCCCGGGCCCUGCUGGCCGCCCCGCGCGGCUCCUCGUCCUCGUCGUCGCCGCCGCCGCCUGCCAGGCCCUGGUCGUCAGCUUCGUCUGGAGAGCGACCCGGGGGCCCGCGACGGCGGCGGCCCCGACCCAGACCUCGGCCCCCGCGCCCCCGAGCUCGGAAGCGGCCUGCCGGCUCGGGCAGCCGUGGGGAGGAAGAAGAAGAGGAGGAGGAGGGGGGCGGCGAAGACGGGGAAGCCGAAGAAGAGCCCGAGGAGGAGGAGGAAGAAGAGGAGGACUUGAUCGAUGGCUUCGCCAUCGCUAGCUUCGCCAGCCUCGAGGCCUUGCAGAAAGAUGCCUCGCUUCAGCCCCCGGAGCGACUGGAACACCGGCUGAAGCAUUCUGGGAAACGGAAGAGGGGGGGCUCCAGUGGGGCCCCCGGGGAGCCUGGGGACAGCUCGGAUAGGGAGCCCGGGCGGCCCCCUGGGGACCGGGCCCGAAAAUGGCCCAAUAAGCGGAGAAGGAAAGAGGCCUCCUCCAGGCACUCUGUGGAAGCCGGCUACAUAUGUGACGCAGAAAGUGAUCUGGACGAGAGGGUCUCUGACGAUGACCUUGACCCAUCCUUCACUGUUUCAACCAGCAAAGCCUCGGGCCCCCACGGCGCCUUCAAUGGGAACUGUGAAGCAAAACUCUCCGUGGUCCCCAAAGUGUCGGGCCUGGAGCGGAGCCAGGAACAGCCCCCAGGGCCCGACCCGCUGCUAGUGCCUUUCCCCCCAAAGGAGCCACCGCCUCCUCCGGCCCCACGGCCUCCUGUCUCACCCCCUGCGCCCCUGCCGGCCACCCCCAGCCUGCCACCCCCGCCCCAGUCCCAGCUGCAGCUCCGAGUUUCGCCCUUUGGCCUCCGCACUUCUCCCUACGGCAGCAGCCUGGACCUCAGCACUGGCAGCUCUUCACGGCCGCCCCCCAAGGCCCCGGCCCCUCCCGUGGCUCAGCCUCCCCCCUCAUCAUCCUCUUCGUCCUCCUCCUCCUCAUCUGCCUCCUCGUCCGCGCAGCUCACCCACCGGCCCCCGACGCCCUCACUGCCCCUGCCUUUGUCCACCCACGGCUUCCCCCCACCUGGGCUGCGGCCCCCCCCACCACCCCACCACCCCUCCUUGCUCUCCCCUGGCCCCGCCCUGCCCCCACCCCCACCCCUGCUGCAGGUGCCAGGGCACCCUGGGGCCUCAGCCACUAACGCCCUUUCUGAGCAGGACCUGAUCGGCCAGGACCUGAACUCUCGCUACCUGAAUGCCCAGGGUGGCCCUGAGGUGGUGGGGGCAGGGGGCUCGGCCCGGCCCCUGGCCUUCCAGUUCCACCAGCACAACCACCAGCACCAGCAUACCCACCAGCACACCCACCAGCACUUCACCCCUUACCCCCCGGGCCUGCUGCCACCCCACGGCCCCCACAUGUUUGAGAAAUAUCCAGGAAAGAUGGAAGGCCUUUUCCGACAUAAUCCGUACAUGGCCUUCCCGCCCGCAGUGCCCGGGCUCCCGCCGGGCCUCCCACCGGCAGUCUCCUUUGGCUCCCUGCAGGGCGCCUUCCAGCCCAAGAGCACGAACCCUGAGCUGCCACCACGACUGGGGCCGGUGCCGAGCGGGCUCCCCCAGAAGGGGACACAGAUCCCCGACCAUUUCCGGCCACCUUUGAGGAAACCAGGGAAGUGGUGCGCCAUGCACGUGCGCGUGGCUUACAUGAUCCUCAGGCACCAGGAGAAGAUGAAGGGCGACUCCCACAAGCUUGACUUCCGCAACGACCUCCUGCCCUGCCUUCCCGGGCCCUACGGGGCCCUGCCCCCUGGGCAGGAGCUCUCCCACCCAGCCUCCCUCUUCACUGCGACUGGUGCCGUCCACGCUGCAGCCAACCCUUUCACGGCAGCUCCCGGGGCUCACGGACCCUUCCUGAGCCCCAGCACCCACAUUGAUCCCUUUGGGCGUCCCACAAGCUUCGCCUCCUUGGCUGCCCUCUCCAAUGGGGCCUUUGGAGGCCUGGGCAGCCCCACAUUCAACUCCGGCGCCGUCUUUGCCCAGAAAGAAAGCCCAGGGGCCCCUCCAGCCUUCGCCUCCCCGCCAGACCCAUGGGGCCGCCUGCACCGCAGUCCUCUGGCCUUUCCUGCCUGGGUCCGGCCCCCUGAGGCCGCCCGGACACCAGGCUCGGACAAGGAGCGGUCUGUGGAGCGGAGGGAGCCCACACUCACCAAGGAGGAGAAGGACAGGGACCUCCCCUUCUCCCGGCCGCAGCUCCGUGUCUCUCCUGCCACUCCCAAGACCCGGGCAGGUGAGGAAGGGGCCCGGCCUGCCAAGGAGUCCGUGCGGGUAAAAGAGGAGCGGAAGGAGGAGGCUGCUGCUGCCGCCGCUGCCGCUGCCGCUGCUGCUGCUGCUGCUGCUGCCGCCGCAGCCGCGGCUGCACCCCAAGGCCUACACCUGCUGCUGGAAAGGCCACGGCCGCCGCCCUACCUGGGCCCUAGCCCUUCCGAGCGCUGCCCUGGCUUUCUGGAGCCCACCUGGCUGGCAGGGCCUCCGCGCCUCGCCCGGCCACCCCGCUUCUAUGAGGCGGGGGAGGAGCUGACCGGCCCAGGGGCUGUGGCUGCUGCCCGUCUCUAUGGCCUGGAGCCAGCCCACCCCCUGCUCUAUAGCCGCUUGGCACCACCACCGCCCCCUGCAGCCGCCCCGGGAACCCCUCACCUUCUCAGCAAGACCCCGCCAGGAGCUCUGCUGGGGGCACCACCUCCCCUUGUGCCAGCACCCCGGCCUGGUUCCCCACCCAGGGCACCAGGCCCAACACGGGCUGACAGGUGAGGCAGGGGAUAGCCAGGGGCCAAGCCCCAUCCCCCCUCCCUUUGGACAAGGUCCUAGGGCUGAGGUUUGAAGCCAGGGCUGGAGAGCAAAGGUCGUGACCUCACCAGCCACCCAUGAGGUUAAAGAGCCCCAGGAGAAGAGGCGCCAGGGCCAUGGGGGUCCCUGGGUGGGCAGCGGGGGGCAGCCUCACCAGAAAGGGGCAUAUACAUGAGAAUGGGGUUCUGACAGAGGCCAGAGGCAGGGCUGUGAGGUGCAUCAUCACCCAAAGGGCCUCCAGGCCCUUGGCCUGCCUCCCAAGGGCUCAUUAAGCCAGAGGCCAAAGUGCCCCUCCCUUCGCCUGGCACCCCAGUCCCCAUGCCCGCCCAAGGCCAUGGGCAGUAGGGCUAGAGGAAGGGGGUCCCAUGUAUAUAUUUAUCACCCCUUCUCAGAGCCCCCCAGACCUUUUGUACAUUUUUACAGGGGUGCCCCUCCCAACAGCCCCCUUCCUGGUUAAUUAAAUCCUCAGACUGGUGCUGUGUCCUUAGCCUCUAGCCUCUGUGGGGGAGAGGGACUGCAGGGGCAAGAGCCAGGUGGGGACAGGCAGGAACCCAGGACUUCUCCGUGGGACUGUGGGGUCCAAGCGGAGGUGGACCAAUAGGGGAAGGGACCUAGGUUGGGAAACAGGGCAGAUACUUCCCGCUGGGCCGACAGCCUGGGUGCCCCCUGACUUGUUCCUGUUAACUGUGUGCCCCCACUCCCACCCCCCAAAAAAGGCUCAACCUCUAAGCCUCAGACUGGCUCAUUGCCCCCUUUCCAAGUGCCCCCAGGACUCCUGGGCCCUGCAGAACCCUGUCCACAGAACCCUGCCCCAGGCCAUGGUGGGGGCCCCGAGAAGGUCACCACAUACCAUACACCAAAGAAGGGGGUUGGCCCAGGGCAGUAGGGGGCGAGGCCCACAGCAGCCCAGCCUUCCCAAAGCAGCAGGCACCUCCAGGCCGGGGCCGACCUAACAGGCAGGGCUCCGUUUCACAAAGCUGUCACGUUGACUUUUUUCCCCGGUGGGGCUUUAUUCUGUAACAUGACUUGCGGAUAUUUAUAUAAAAAUGAGUGUUACAAUGAG
This is a messenger RNA of Ochotona princeps (American pika), 5131 nucleotides long. It is a transcript of the gene FBRS, whose product is annotated as fibrosin. The transcript is spliced from 18 exons. NCBI's taxonomy places the organism in Eukaryota, Metazoa, Chordata, Mammalia, Lagomorpha, Ochotonidae. The record is from RefSeq and is a predicted model, not a curated record. The coding region runs from base 1090 to 4032 and encodes 980 amino acids.